AUGGCGCCGAAUCACAUGACAAACAUCUGGAACCUCAUAAUUGGACUAAUUUUCUUAUCACAAACAACAAUUGGAAUUCUCGGAAAUUUCUCCCUUUUGUUCUACUAUGUAGUCUUUUACUAUAAAGAACGUAUGUUAAAGCCCGCAGAUAUAAUUCUUUUCAAUCUAACAACAGCCAAUAUCAUGAUCAUUCUCUCAUCAGGAUUGCCCCACACAAUAACUCCUUUUGUGUUGAGGCAGUUAUUGAAUUAUUUUGGAUGUAGAUUAAUUUUUUACAUUGAAAGAGUUGGCCGGAGUUUGUCCAUUGGAACCUCCUGCCUCUUGAGUGUCUUCCAGUCCAUGAUGAUCAGUCCCAGGGAAUCCUGUUGGAAGGAUCAUAAAGUCAAAGUUUCCAGGUCUAUUGGCUGCAUCAUUUCCCUACUCUGGCUUUUCUACAUAUUGAUGCACUUCAUUUUCUUUAUCUACCCAUUUAUUGAAAGGAAUGACAAAAACAUGACAAGAACACAAGAUUUUGGAUACUGUCUUAUUGUACUAUACAAUGAAAUCAGUCAUUUGCUGUUUAUAGCUUUGGUGGUGUUCCCAGAAGUCCUUUUUUCUUUGUUCAUCAUCUGGUCCAGUGGCUUCAUGGUUGUCAUCUUGUAUAGACACAAGCAGAGGGUUCAGCACAUCCGUAGAACACAUGGUUCAAGCAGAAACUCCCCUGAGUCCAGAGCCACAAAGAAUAUCCUGGCACUGGUGUCUACCUUUCUUAUUUUUUAUACAUUAUCUUCCAUCUUACAAGGCAUCAUUACUCUUUCAUAUCAUCACAACUGGUGGCUGAUGAACAUCACUUCAUUUACUUCUCUGUGUUUUUCAUCUUUUGGGCCAUUUGUUCUUGUGAAUCAUUACUCCAUUGUAUCCAGAUUCAGUUUUGUCUGUUACAAGGGUUACAUCUUUGCGAAAUCCUCCACGGAUGCUCUCGGUCCCUGUCCUGUUCAACAUAUCCCGGCCCUGCAGGGGCCUCUGAGCUGCCAGGUAGCUGUGACAGUGGCUCGGCCUGGUGGUUACUGGGUGACCGCGUGCUCCUUGGAACCUGGCGGUGGUCCCCAGUUUUGUAUCACAGAACUCUGGUCUCUUGGGUCACAAAGGCUUAGAGGUGGGGGAGGGGUGGCAGACAGCAGACGUCAAACCCCAGCCCCUCCCACAGCCUCCAGCCCCGCAAAUUUCAAUCUCCAACUCCCCAAAUUCUCUGGAUCCCACUCAAAACGUUAUGAGGUGGCUUUUUGCAAUGUUUCCAUCGCCUCAACCUAUCAGGAAGACCUUCACCCACAAGGUGCCCUGGAACCCAGACGUUUGCUGCUUCCUGAACUGAGCCAGGGACAGUCAAACCGUCAGGCUUUUCGCACAGGUUUUGUGGUUUUCCGGGAACUGCCUUUUUCAGGACUCCUCUGUGACAGCUCCCGCUUCCCUCCAUGGUAA
Molecule: messenger RNA, 1458 nt
Organism: Alexandromys fortis (reed vole)
Lineage: Eukaryota; Metazoa; Chordata; Mammalia; Rodentia; Cricetidae
Product: vomeronasal type-1 receptor 4-like
Exons: 2
Coding region: 1-1458 (485 amino acids)
Biological process (GO): G protein-coupled receptor signaling pathway
Cellular component (GO): membrane
Molecular function (GO): pheromone receptor activity
Source: RefSeq, a predicted model, not a curated record